Molecule: messenger RNA, 3641 nt
Organism: Brachypodium distachyon (stiff brome)
Lineage: Eukaryota; Viridiplantae; Streptophyta; Magnoliopsida; Poales; Poaceae
Product: MDIS1-interacting receptor like kinase 2
Exons: 2
Coding region: 265-3525 (1086 amino acids)
Biological process (GO): hormone-mediated signaling pathway; protein phosphorylation
Cellular component (GO): plasma membrane
Molecular function (GO): ATP binding; protein binding; protein kinase activity
Source: RefSeq, a predicted model, not a curated record
ACUUGAAAGUCAUUUUUAGGAUCUACAGUCGUUUGGAAAUUUCUUAGCUCAAAACAAAAAGGAGCAGCGGCACAUUUAGAAUUGUCGAGAUUUCCGGACAACAGAAGAUUAGCAAAACUGCAAAAGCUUAAAAAUGUACAGCAUGCCUGAUAGCGCCUGCUCUACUACCAGUCCAAGCUUCCAAAUUCCAUACUCUGCCAAGGCAAUGGCGGCAGCGGCAUUCACAAUGAAGCUUUGAGACGCAAAGAUCAAACUCAUCUAGAGAUGGAGCACCGUGCCCACGAAUCCACGAUGCCCGGGCGAGCCACGUCGCUGCGCGGGCUUCUUCUCUUUCUGCUCCUGUCUUUCUCGCAACUGCACGGCGCGAGCUCGGCGCCGGGCGAAGCAGAAGCGCUCUUGGGGUGGAAGGACAGCCUGAAACAACGCCCCGCGGCCCCUCUCGCUCUCGCCUCGUGGGACUGGGGCGCCGCCGCCAACUCCACUGUGGCGGCGUGCUGGUGGCGCGGCGUGUCGUGCGACGCCUUGGGCCGCGUCGUGGGCGUGAGCGUGGCCGGCGCGGGCCUCGCCGGCACGCUGGACGCCCUGGACCUCUCGUGGCUGCCCAGCCUCCGCAGCCUCAACCUCAGCUCCAACUCGCUCACGGGGUCAUUCUUCUUCCCGUCGAACGCGUCGGGGCCGCUGCUCAGCAUCACGUCCGUCGACAUGUCCAAGAACAACUUGUCAGGCCCGAUCCCGGCGACGCUGCCGUGGUACAUGCCCAAUCUCGAGCACCUCAACGUUUCGUCCAACCGGCUCUCCGGAGAAGUGCCGGCGUCCCUCGCCAACUUGACCAAGCUUCAGAGCCUUGUUCUUGGCGCGAAUCGCCUUUCCGGCGGCAUACCGCCGGUGCUCGGUUCCAUCUCUGGGCUGCGACAGCUCGAGCUUUACAGCAACCCGCUGGGCGGCGCGAUUCCAGCUGCUCUCGGAAAGCUCCGGUCGCUGGAGCGCGUCAAUAUCAGCCUCGCUCUGUUGGAGUCCACAAUUCCGAGUGCGCUCAGCCGCUGCACCAACCUCACCGUCCUUGUCAUUGCCGGGAACAAACUCUCGGGAGAGUUGCCGGUGUCGUUGGCCAAGCUGACGAAGCUACGGGAGUUCAACGUGUCCAAGAACAUGCUCACCGGCGCAAUCUUGCCGGGCUACUUCACGGCCUGGACCCAUCUCACGGUGUUUCAGGCGGACAAGAACCGUUUCAGCGGCGAGAUCCCCGCCGAGGUCGGCAUGGCGUCGAGGCUGGAGUUCCUCUCGUUCGCGACCAACAACCUCUCCGGCACGAUCCCGUCGGCCAUCGGAAGGCUGACGAACCUCAAGCUGCUGGACCUCGCCGAGAACCAAUUCUCCGGCACCAUCCCGCGGACAAUCGGCAACCUCUCGAGAUUAGAGAUUCUUCGGCUGUACGACAACAAGCUCACCGGCCUGUUGCCAGCCGAGUUCGGCAACAUGACGGCGCUGCAGAGGUUGUCCAUAAACAACAACAUGCUCGAGGGCGAGAUUUCGGAGCUCGCCCGGCUGCCAAGCCUCCGCGGCCUCAUCGCCUUCGAGAACCUCUUCUCUGGGCCAAUUCCGCCGGAUUUGGGCCGGAACGGCCUGCUGUCCAUUGUCAGCAUGUCAGACAACAGUUUCUCCGGCGGGUUGCCUCUGGGGCUGUGCUUGAGCGCGCCCCGCCUCCAGUUCCUCGCCCUGGGCAACAACCACCUCACCGGCGCCGUGCCUCCCUGUUACCGCAACUUCUCGAAGCUCUUGCGCUUCCGAAUGGCGCGCAACCGGUUGACCGGAGAUUUGUCGGAGAUGUUCGGGUCGCAGCCGGACCUGUACUACGUUGACCUGUCGGAUAAUUUGUUCCAAGGCGUGCUCCCAAAGCACUGGGCCGCGUUGCAGAGCCUCUCGUACCUGCACUUGGACGGCAACAACAUCAGCGGCAAAAUCCCUCCUGGUUACGGCGCCAUGGCUGCACUGCAAGUUCUCAGCCUGGCGCACAAUCAUCUUGCCGGCACGGUCCCGCCUGAGCUCGGUCAAUUACAGUUGCUCAAUCUCAACCUUGGUCGCAACAGGUUGUCAGGACGAAUCCCUCUGACGCUAGGAAACAUCUCCACGAUGCUGCUGCUGGACCUGUCCGGAAACGACCUCGACGGCGGCGUGCCGAUGGAGCUGACGAAAUUGGCCCACAUGUGGUACCUGAACCUGAGCGACAACAGCCUGACGGGCGCGGUUCCGGCUCUUCUGGGCAAGAUGAGCUCGCUGGAGAAGCUGGACCUCGGUGGCAAUCCGGGCCUCUGCGGAGACGUUGCCGGCCUAAAUUCCUGCAGCCAGAAUUCUACCGGUGGCCGGCGACGGCGGUACAAGGCAAGGCUAAACCUUGUCAUAGCACUGUCUGUUGCCUCGGCGCUGCUGGUCUUGGUGACCGUGGUGGUGGCCUGCGUGCUGGUCGCCAACAAGAGGCGAAGAAGUGGGGACGAGUCUCGCGAUCACGAUAAUAAGCCGGUGACAAGGGCGAGCGAGGGGGGCACGCCGACGGAUCUGCAGGCUUCCAUAUGGGGCAAGGAUGUUCAGUUCUCCUUCGGCGAGAUCCUGGCCGCGACGGAGCAUUUCAAUGAGGCCUACUGCAUCGGCAAGGGGAGCUUCGGGAGCGUGUACCGGGCGGACCUCCCCCGCGGGCACUCCCUCGCCGUGAAGAGGCUCGACGUGUCGGAGACCGGCGACGCGUGCUGGGGCGUCAGCGAGAAGAGCUUCGAGAACGAGGUGAGGGCGCUGACGCACGUCCGGCACCGGAACAUCGUGAAGCUCCACGGGUUUUGCGCCACGGGCGGGUUCAUGUACCUGGCCUACGAGCGCGUCGAGAGGGGCAGCCUCGGGAAGGUCCUGUACAGAGCCGGCGACCGCAGCUGCGAGAGGUUCGACUGGCCGGCGAGGCUGCGGGCGAUCCGGGGCCUGGCGCACGCGCUGGCGUACCUUCACCACGACUGCUCGCCGCCCGUGAUCCACCGUGACGUCUCGGUCAACAACGUGCUGCUGGAUGCGGAGUACGAGACGCGGCUGUCGGACUUCGGCACGGCGAGGUUCCUCGGCCCCGGGCGAUCCGACUGCACCAACCUCGUCGGCACCUACGGAUACAUGGCACCAGAGCUCGUUUACUUCCGGGUGACGACCAAAUGCGACGCGUACAGCUUCGGCGUGGUUGCGAUGGAGAUCCUGAUGGGCAGGUUCCCGGGCGAGCUGAUAAGCGCCAUGCACAGCUCGGACGAGAUCGAGUCGGUGGCGCUCCUGCUGCUGAGGGACGUGGUGGACCAGAGGCUGGACACUCCGGCCAGGGAGAUGGCCGGGCAGCUGGUAUUCGCCUUCGUCGUGGCCGUGUCGUGCCUUAGGAUGAACCCUGAUGCUCGGCCGACCAUGCGCGCCGUCGCGCAGGAGCUCUCUGCUCGGAAGAGAUCCGUCUUGGACACGCCGUUCCAGGCGAUCAGCAUCGGCGACCUUACCAAUACGCGGGUGUGAUGCGCUGCAUCGUGUACUCGUGAGACAAUAACCGUCGUUCCAAACCCCUUGGGCUCCGUUAGGUACUGGAGUUUUUGAAGUGUUUUCUAAGGUAUAAACCACUCCAAAUUGAAAAA